Molecule: messenger RNA, 1233 nt
Organism: Babesia bigemina
Lineage: Eukaryota; Apicomplexa; Aconoidasida; Piroplasmida; Babesiidae
Exons: 4
Coding region: 1-1233 (410 amino acids)
Biological process (GO): coenzyme A biosynthetic process
Cellular component (GO): cytosol; nucleus
Molecular function (GO): ATP binding; pantothenate kinase activity
Source: RefSeq, a predicted model, not a curated record
AUGGGUAAUUCAAUAGGUGUAGACUGCAGUUACGCAACAAAGAAUCUAAUUGGUCGAAUCUUUAUCACUGUCGGUUGCGACUCCGAUGAAGAAUGCAGAGAUACCGACGAGUUUGUGGACAGGAGCAACUUCGUAUACCGUCAUAUUGCAGGUAACACGGAGUGUAGGAGCGGUAGUCGCAAAUAUCGCUUCUUAUCGGUUCAAGCCACUCACAUUGAUGCCACAACGCAUCUGGCAUCGCAAUAUAGAAGAAAUAUAAGGAGAGUCACCUUAUGUGGCAAUGCAUCUGCAUCGCUGCUGCACACCUUGGAGUCACUUUUGCCAGAUGCUAUCAUUGCGGAACGUGAUCACGAAGCGUGUGUACACUUUGGAGAGUCGCUUUUCGUAGCAUCUCCCGGGGGGGUCGUGGUCGUUAACGGUGAGCCCCCGUCGACGACGCCAUUUGACAUAACGGCAACGAAUGGUCAUAUGCAUGCUGCAGUUCAUUCAGGAGCGUCAUACAAAAUCCAAGUGUCAAAGGACUAUAAUAAGCGGCAUGUUUGGCAUUCCGUCAUCGGGUCCUCGGCAGUGACUUAUCUCUACAACAUGUUCCUCUCCCGCUACGGUCUCGGCGAGGAUUCAGUGCGUGUUGAAAUGCCUGAGAUAGCUGAAUUGGCCGUGUACGGAUCCAGCAAAUCAUGUGACAUGUUAGUACGUAACGCUUACGGUGGUGACUGUGCUGAUAUCGGCCUUUCUGGGGACACUUUAGCAGCGUCGUUCGGCAUGCUCCACAAACAUCCAAGCCUAUGGGACUGUGCAGAGGAACAUGGGGAUGAUCGUAAGCACGUUGAAGGGAAUGGCGAUGAUACCGCGCAUAGUGCGUCGCAGAGUUCGAGUGUACGAGCGGAAGUAGCGCUCUCGGAUUGCUGUGAUAAUACCGUGACACCUGACGUAACGAACAAGCUUUUGUCACCAUUUCCGCGACAUGUUCCUAAGAAGCAAGACGUCGCUUAUAGUCUGGUCAAUAUGCUAAUUAUCAGUGUUACGCACCACGCCAUUCUGCAUGCGCAACUAAACGGAAUUAAGACAGUGGUCUUUUCCGGUAUAAUCUUCGAAAACGAUUCGCUCUGCGGAUUAGCAAAGCAAUACGUGGACCGCUGGUCCAGGGGAUCCAUGGAAAUGCUUGUGUGUCGCAAUUCGACAUUUUUGGCAUCUACAGGUGCAGUUGAGUAUUCAGAUGAGCUAGAUGGUUAA